AUGACUGGACCGUUGAAGUCGCUGUUUCCGCAGUUUGCGUCCUUCAUCUUGAUCAUUCUGGGAGUUUUGUGCUCAACGGAAGCCGGCGUCGUGCUUGUUUUACCCAAUCACACGUCGAGAACCUUGAACCUCAGUUCACGAGAGGACCUGAGGGUUUCUUACACGGUUCACGUCGAGAAGCGCACUUGGGAGGAAGCUAAGCAAAAGUGCAUCGAGGAUGGAACUCGCUUGGCUGUAAUCGAUAGCUACGACAAAGCCAGUCGCAUUGGAGAAAUUAAACCAUUCGAUUGCCAGGUGUGGGUCGGCAUAAGGAGGUCGAGCCCAUCGGCGCCAUGGACCCAGGCGCACGACGGAUCGCUGGUAACCAAGGUUCCAUGGGCACCGACGCAACCCAGCGGCGAUCACAACUGCCUUACAGUCCAAGGGUGCAAUCGAGGAUUGGGUGACGAGGACUGCACGACUCGAAAGGGGUUCGUAUGUGAAAAGCUGGAGGCAAAUUUCUCGAUUUCUGGUUCAACGUCGCUGGAAGAAGUCUGUCAGCUAAUCGCACCCACGACUUCGAUCGAAAAACCAAUCGCGUCCAUUCCGGAAGGCUAUGCGCAAAUUCUCAACUCCAGCGUGGCCUACAAACUCUACAAGUCAAAUGCAACGUGGGUAGAAGCAAAAGAACUUUGCGAGAGAGACGGUGCUCGUUUGGCAGUGGCUGAGGACGUAGAAGUAUUGAAGCGAUUGAUAGGAAUUAAUCCCAUCACGGUAUCAGUUGGCAUUUAUAGGGCAUUCGACGAAUGGGUCAGUAUUCGUGACGGAUCAAUCUUAAAUAACUUACCAUGGUUCAAGAAUGAACCUCGCACAAGCUUUAAUUGCGUCAUGAUAGGUGGAAAGGAUGGGUCACUGGAAAGUAAACGUUGCCAGGUCUCGAAAAGACAUUACGCCUGCGAAGUUUCGCUUCCUCAAAAAUAA
This is a messenger RNA of Diprion similis, 960 nucleotides long. RefSeq lists its product as uncharacterized. Lineage: Eukaryota; Metazoa; Arthropoda; Insecta; Hymenoptera; Diprionidae. The transcript has 5 exons. The record is from RefSeq and is a predicted model, not a curated record. The coding region runs from base 1 to 960 and encodes 319 amino acids.